Neodiprion fabricii is the source of this 1212-nucleotide messenger RNA. It is a transcript of the gene mRpS2, whose product is annotated as 28S ribosomal protein S2, mitochondrial. Lineage: Eukaryota; Metazoa; Arthropoda; Insecta; Hymenoptera; Diprionidae. The coding region runs from base 98 to 886 and encodes 262 amino acids. The record is from RefSeq and is a predicted model, not a curated record. Gene Ontology annotation, cellular component: ribosome; mitochondrial small ribosomal subunit. Gene Ontology annotation, biological process: translation. Gene Ontology annotation, molecular function: structural constituent of ribosome. The transcript is spliced from 3 exons.
UCUUGGCCACCAGGCGGCCGCCUACCAAAAGUAUAUUUCAUACUUUUCAUACCGCGAUUCUCGAAUCUCGAUAAAAUAAAUAGUGUGGUGUAGAAAAAUGGCUGCUUCUGUGUUAGGGCAGACGCUUUUUUCGAAAAUGCUAAAUAUGGGUUGCCGCUUCCGGACGUCAAGGGUGUUUUCACAGAAAUUAAGGAAUUUAGCAACUCAAUCACAACCUCAAAUUGUUUCAAAAGAAGGAACCGACGUCCCGUCAAUAGAUCCACUAAAACAUCCAGAUUUCUUUGGAGUUCAUAAACUUUUUACAGUUCAAGACUUAUUCAAAGCAAGAGUGCACUAUGGUCAUAAACUUGGCUCUUUAGACGAUCAUAUGCGUCCUUACCUGUUCGGAUCUCGCUUGGACCAUUUGAUAUUUGAUCUCGAUAUAACAGCUGACCAUCUACGACGAGCCCUCAAUUUCACUGCCCACAUAGCAUUUAACGGUGGUAUAAUUGUUUUUUUUUGUAGAAAUACGCAAAACGCGCAUCUCGUUGAUAAAACUGCUAAAGAAUGCGGGGAAUAUUCUCACACAAGAUUUUGGAGGGGUGGAAUAUUUACCAACGCUGAUAAACAGUUUGGCGACGCGACACGUCUACCCGAUUUAUGCAUAUUCCUAAAUACUUUGAAUAACGUAUUAAAUCAACAUACCGCUGUUCGAGAUGCAGCUAAAAUGUGCAUCCCCACUGUAGGCAUUGUCGAUACAAAUUGUAAUCCAAACCUCAUCACUUACCCUGUUCCUGGAAAUGAUGAUACACCUGUGGCGAUUGAACUCUAUUGUAGACUAUUCAAAACUGCGAUAUUACGUGGUAAAGAAGCAAGAAAAAAAAUAAACAAUCAACUGAAAAAUUGAACGAAGGUUAACUUUACCAAAUUAUAUAUUUAAGAUUACCACAGUAUAAUGUACAAAAUUUAAUAAACAUCUCAUAGUAACAACAAUAUUGGAUAGAUGUGGUAAAUAAAAUGUCUGUUUAAAAACCAUCUUUCUUCUCCCCGAUCAAUAUAAUGACUUAUAAUGACUACUACCAUAAAAGAUUUCAGUAGCACUGAAUGGGAAAGGGAACUUAUCUCCUGGUAUAAAAGCAAAGGUGCAAAAAUUGGAGAUAUUCGCAAAAGUCAAAAAGGAUCCAUAACUGAUGGACUCUAAUGGUACUUGACUGUAUUAUGGUAGAAUUAAAA